Messenger RNA from Exophiala aquamarina CBS 119918, 315 nucleotides. Its product is annotated as transcriptional regulator. Bases 1 to 315 code for a protein of 104 amino acids. Lineage: Eukaryota; Fungi; Ascomycota; Eurotiomycetes; Chaetothyriales; Herpotrichiellaceae. The record is from RefSeq and is a predicted model, not a curated record. The transcript has a single exon.
AUGUCGGAGGGUAGCCUGGAGUAUGACUCGACUCCCAAGGCCGAACUUGCAGCAAAAGGUCAGGAACCUGACGGCAAAGGGACAGCAUGGGAGGUCGAUGACGCGCCGAAGCCAUACAUCGAAAUCAUGAAGAAAGCGAUCAUUGGGAUUGAGAUCGAAGUCAAGAGUAUGGUGGGCAAGUGGAAGAUGAGUCAAGAGUUGAAAGCUGAAGAUCGGAAGGGUGUAAAACCCGGUUUGAGAGAAAUGAUUGACGAGAUAAGCAGGGUCGUUGCCGAUAUUGUCGAAAUGAAGAGCAUUGAUAUAUCGCGUCACUAA